UGUAGAUCUUACAGUCCGCUGGGGUGGUUCUAUUGUCGCGAGACUACACAAAACCACUGUGCGGAAUUUCCUCUGUUCAGCUUCACAUAGGGAACUGGAUAUCAUGGCCGAGAUGUGUCUUCGUUGUUCUGUAACCUUUCCCAUUGACAUUGUAAGGUUACGACAGUAUUCAUCUUUACCGUGUCUAUUGUAAGCGGCGUGGGACAUUUUUAUCUGGUAAGUUUAAACUAAAUUUUACGUGUUAGAUCGUGUUUUUCAUUCUAUCAUCACCAUUACCCAGGCAUCAUGAUCGCUCGCUAGCUAGCUGGGAAUUGUCAACCCCACGAAUUUGAGAAUUCUCAGCUACUCACUAGCUUGCUGUCUGCUUCGUAUAAUGCAAUUGAAAGUGUAUAUUGUUGUAUUCAGGCUUUACAAGCAGUUUUUGGUCGCUCAGAACCGCUAAUCAAUUCCACUCGCUGUGUCAAUUAUCACCGGUCUACGCCGUCUGACACGUAAAUCGAUAAGAAAUGUAAUGGUGUGCCAUAUUCACAAGUGGAAACCUAGUCAGUUGCACAACUGAAUGCAUUCAACCGAAAUGUGUCUUCCGCAUUUAACCCAAUCAGAGAGGCUGCCUUAAUCGACAUUUUGAACGGCGCCCGGGGAGCAGUUGUUGGGGGGGAUUAACUGCCUUGCUCAAGGGCAGAACGGUAGAACCUUGCCGGCUCGGGGAUUCGAACAAGCAACCUUUCAGUUUCUGUCCCAACUCUCUAACCGCUAGGCUACCUGCCACACAGAACUAUACAGCCAUAUACUGUGCUGUUCUGAUGAUGUAGGCUAUUAUCUGUUCUAGUUUAGAGCUGUUGUUCUGAACAUGGCCUCAGCCACAGACCACCUGACUGGCAUUUCCUCUGCUUAUUGCUCUAUUUUGGUUCCUUUCCAGGCCUGUACUCCUAUGCCUGUCCCACAAUGCUUUGUCAGUGGGCCUCAAUGUCUGAGAGUGAGCCAGAUAAACCCAGCAUAUUUUAGUGGUCAUUAACUUCAUUCAGCUCUACCCCCCCCCCAUUUUAGCGGACCUCCUUCUACACAUUUUUGCCAUGGCGCCAUGUAUAGAGAAGAUCUUGCAAUUUCAUAACUAAUUUCAUGCAAUUCUACUCAUUUUGGCAUUGGGCAGAGAUAAAUAUUUGCAGUUUUACAGCUAAUAUCCUGCAAUCCCACAUAUUUUGCCAUAAGGGGGAAGUUGAUCAUCGGGCCUAAAGGGGGUUGGACCGCCAGUUGCCCAUCUCUGCUCUAUAGAAUCGAACACAGCCUACAGUUCAGGUCGUGUUCUGCAGUGAAGAUUUUGGCCUCCCUGGCACAUUUGUCCAGACUGCUUUCUCAAAUAGCACGAGAGAAUAGAGCACUAAAACAGAACACAACACCAUAUCAGCUGCCAAGUAGCGAAACAUUGACUCACCCCAGCGGCACAAUGCUUUCAAUAAAUCAUCUGUUACUCUUGUUUUGACUAAGGUUGCUUGCUGUCAUUGGCCACUGACUCAAGCAUGCACCUGGAAGUUUUCCCAUGAUCAUCUGAUAUUAGUUCUCUGAAAUGAGCAUGUAUACUGUACAUUUUAAUUACAAAUAAAAUAGGUUGUUCUGUGUUGUCGAAAUCCGAUAUUCAACAUAUUCUCUUCCUCCCCUGAAGGUCCAGUCCAAUCUUUCCAGUCAGGUUGGAUUAAUCUGAACAUUACCCCAUUGUCAGCCGUAACAGAGACGGCCUUCUGCAACAAUGUCCAGGUCAGGAGAUAUACCAGGUAAGGCUGGGGGGCAGUGAGAGUGGGCAUUAUAGUGUUGUGUACUUGUUUUAAAUGGUGAUGGUAUAUGUAAACAUGUGCUUCCAACACAUAUAACUCAUAUUUUCAUGUAUUUUGAGUCCAUUUUGGGUGAUUUUAGAGUUUUAAUGCUUGUUUUAAGACUAAUGCUUCAACAUUCCCCCCUCAGCUCUGGAGUCUGGGACCUCAGAGGAGCUCCUGGGAGGCAUGUCCCUACCCAUUGGCAUGACCCGCCGUGCCAUGAACUAUGAUGACAACAUGGAGGCGCCUAUGUCGCCGCCUCCCUCUGACAUCAACAUCAACAACCUGUGGGCAAGGAAGCCCGUCAUCCCAGCCAGGAGGUUCCGUCAUCAGGCUGAGGUAGAUAUCACACUCUUCCACUGCUCUCCAGCCUCACAGUUCAGAUGGUGCUGUGUCCGUCCAUCAGGGAAGGCUGCUGAGGGGAUGACAGCUCAUAAUAAUGGGUGGAACAGAGCAAAUGGAAUGGUAUUAAACACAUGGUGUUAGAUGUAUUUGUUACCAUUCUACCUAUUCUGCUCCGGCCAUUACCACGAGCCCGUUCUCCCCAAUUAAGGUGCCACCAAACCUCCUGUGCCGUCAGUAUUCAUAAAGCGUCUUGGAGUCCCCCCAUCUAUGUAAUCUUAUUCAUUAUGAUCUAAAAGGCAAAACUGAUCCUAGAUCAGCCCUCAUACUCUGACACGCUUUAUGGAUAUACAGUAUUUACAUAAUAUCACAUUUACAUAAGUAUUCAGACCCUUUACUCAGUACUUUGUUGAAGCACCUUUGGCAGCGAUUACAGCCUCAAGUCUCCUUGGGUAUGACGCUACAAGCUUGGCACACCUGUAUUUGGGGAGUUUCUCCCAUUCUUCUCUGCAGAUCCUCUCAAGCUCUGUCAGGUUGGAUGGGGAGCAUCGCUGCACAGCUAUUUUCAGGUCUCUUCAGAGAUGUUCGAUCGGGUUCAAGUCCGGGCUCUGGCUGGGCCACUCAAGGACAUUCAGAGACUUGUCUCGAAGCCACUCCUGCGUUGUCUUGGCUGUGUGCUUAGGGUCGUUGUCCUGUUGUAGGCCUGAUCACAGACAACGAUGAGACAGCCUAUAGGGAGGAGGUCAGAGACCUGGCCAUGUGGUGCCAGGAUAACAACCUCUCCCUCAACGUGACCAAGACAAAGGAGAUGAUUGUGGACUACAGGAAAAAAAAGAGGACUGAGCACGCCCCCAUUCUCAUCGACGGGGCUGUAGUGGAACAGGUUGAGAGUUUCAAGUUCCUUGGUGUCCACAUCACCAACUAACUAUCAUGGUCCAAACACAUCAAGACAGUCGUGAAGAGGGCACGACAAAGCCUAUUCCCCCUCAGGAGACUGAAAAGAUUUGGCAUGGGUCCUCAGAUCCUCAAAAAAUUAUACAGCUGCACCAUCGAGAGCAUCCUGACUGGUUGCAUCACCGCCUGGUAUGGCAACUGCUUGGCCUCCGACCGUAAGGCACUACAGAGGGUAGUGCGUACGGCCCAGUACAUCACUGGGGCCAAGCUUCCUGCCAUCCAGGACCUCUAUACCAGACGGUGUCAGAGGAAGGCCCUCAAAAUUGUCAAAGACUCCAGCCACCCUAGUCAUAGACUGUUCUCUCUGCUACCGCACGGCAAGCGGUACCGGAGUGCCAAGUCUAGGUCCAAAAGACUUCUCAACAGCUUCUACCCCCAAGCCAUAAGACUCUUAAACAGCUAAUCAUGGCUACCCGGACUAUUUGCACUGCCCCCCCCCCCCACCCCCACCAAGGACUGCAACUUUGCUGGGUUUUUCACGCUCAACAGUUUCCCGUGGGUAUCAAGAAUGGUCCACCACUCAAAGGACAUCCAGCCAACUGUGGGUAGCAUUGGAGUCAACAUGGGCCAGCGUCCCUGUGAAAUGCUUUUGACACCUUGUAGAGUCCAUGCCCCGACAAUUUGAGGCUGUUCUGAGAGCAAAAGUGGGGGAGUGCAGUGAUCCAUUGGUGUGUUUAUUUGUUUAUUUCUUGUUUUAAAGGAGGAUGAAUCUGGAAAUGCCCUGACCCACGCUGCCACUUUUGACCCUGGCCACAGGCGACAUAUGCCAGUCGUGGUGAAGGCCAAAGCCUCCUCCAUCAUCAUCAACUCUCUGAUGACCAGUAAGACUACCGUGAUCAUGAAUGAUGGUUACUAUGUUAUUUGAGUGUAUUAACCUCAGCAUGACCUCUUCAAAUCCUGCUGCUCAUUAAUGGAACACUGAUUAGCUUUUAUUUUAAUUGUAAUUAAGCUCGUAUUGGGAAAUGCUAGGCUGUCUGUCUCCUCAGCGGAGAAACACGUCCUCCUUUAUUUAAUACAGUAUGUUGUCUGUUUUUCCAGAGCAAACCCAGGACAGCAUGUACAGGUUUGAGCAGCAGGCUGGGCUGAGAGACACUGGCUACACGCCCCAUAAGGGCCUCACUGCUGAGGAGACCCGCCACCACCACCGCAUGCCUGACUCAUUCCAUGUGAGUCUUUUAUUAUCAGGGAGUCAGAUAAUUAUGAACAGAAAAAUAUACAUCAUAUUUUUAUUAACUGUAUUUUCCUCGAUGAUUGGUUUGAUAAAGCAUCAACAAAGUGAAAUCAAUGAAUGCUCAAAUGCUCAGUUAACAAUCUAUGUCAAAGAGGAGUGAUUCAUGAUAUUUUACUGUUAAUAAUAUUCAUCACACCAUGUUUAUUUUUUCCUUGUUGUAUUGCCUGUAGAAAAUGAACGUUCAAAGUGUGGACAUGGGAGCAGGACAUAAGGAAGGACAUGAGGACAAGCAAACAUCAUCUGCUCAGUCCACCCCAAAUAGCACUCCUCAGAGCUCACCCAAACAGAACCGCAGGUAAGUGCAACCAUGUCCUCAUUACCAGCUGUUAAUGCAAACAUGCUGUACUUUGACCCAGGACACCAAAUGCAUGUGCCCUUACCCACCUUAUCUAUAUGAGCAUGGGUGUAUUGUUUGUUCAGCUGUGACUGUGAAGUGGUUGACUCUGGUUUUUCUCUGUGUUCCUGGCAGGGGCUGGUUGACCAGCCAGAGUUCGACGGCGUCUGUCAGUAGCUCAGACCUCAGUACCAGCUCUAACACCAGUGUGGACAUGGGUGCUGGUGAGGGGGGAGGAGCAGUCGAACGCUGGGGUAUCUUUGGACCACGUCCAGUUGUUCAGAAAUCCACUACCGACCCAGGUCCUGACCACAUGAUAAAUGGGUUUUGGGGAGGGUGAUAUUUUACAUGUUUUCAUUUUGGUUCCUCUAAACUGUAAUCCUGUUGAUAGAUUGGCUCAAUGUUCUUUGAUGUGAAUUACACAUGAAUAAGAUUGUUUUUACAUGGUCGUGUACUAGAUCAGUACACUUGAUUUUUCCUUGUGUAUCAGACAUCCUUAUUUAUAGUGAAUUUAUGCAUUUAACAAAUUAUUAUUUUAUGAGGUGUUCAUAGAGUCAAGGUUGAGUUUCAGUCAUAUUGUCAUUGUCCUCCUAUCUAAGACCAGUCCCGUGUUUUCUCUCCAGGGGGUUUUGCUCUCCAGUCGUACCGCGGGGCCCAGAAGCCAACCCCCAUGGAGGUGAUGAAGGCCCAGGCCACUCGGCUGGCUCAUGACCCUGCUGUUAACCAACAGGCCCCUCCCAAGAUGGAGAUCCCCACCACGGAGGGCAGUAGACCAUCAGCACGGCCGCACAAACUCAAACCUCGAGACAUUAAUAUCCUCACACCCUCAGGUUUCUGA
Coregonus sp. 'balchen' is the source of this 5507-nucleotide messenger RNA. NCBI's taxonomy places the organism in Eukaryota, Metazoa, Chordata, Actinopteri, Salmoniformes, Salmonidae. The record is from the annotation of a GenBank genome assembly.